CCCAAAAAAGUAUCCAUCUAUCAGAAGAUCCAGGAGACGAACCUCCCUGCCCCUGUUCUGUUCCCACGCGAGCGGUAAGCCGCCAGGCGGCCACGACCAGGGCUGUUGCCAUCGCCUGCUCCACGAUCGGAUGUGUGCACGGCGGCGCAGACCGCGGACGACGGGACUAAUCCAUCCCCGCUCACUUUGGUUCUGAUCCCUGCAGGGCAGCAGACAUUGAUUCAGUUUGAAACCAACAACCCACAGAUUCAGUUUAGAACUAGUACAAUAUAUAUGCUGCUAUAAUUGGUUAUACGUGCCAAAAGGAAGGCUAGGCUUCCAAUAAAAAGGAUUCAAAUUUUGAAUACACAGUGUUCAAUUCCUGGGACGAGCUGCUGCAGACCAGCCUUGUUGGAGGCGACAUGGUCAACACAAGGUCCAGGAGUCUUCCUAACGAGGAAAUGGAAGGGGCGCUGGCCAGUGGCGAGGACCGCAUCGGUGCCCUCCCCGACGACCUCCUCCAGAACGUGAUGUCCUUCUUGCUUUCCCGCGACGCCAUGCGGACGUGCGUGCUCGCUAGGCGCUGGAGCACGCUCUGGAAGUCCGUGCCUGCCCUACGCAUCGAGGAUGACCUUGCGACUGACUCCAACAAGUUCGUGGAUGAGCUGCUGCGUCUCCGUGACCCAGCGCCAUUGAACGUAUGUGACAUCUGUGAUGUGUCCGAGGAUUCGGAUACAGAGGAUCCUGAAACUUUUUGCGAGGAGGCAUACAAUCGCAUUGCGCCGUGCCUUCGGUAUGCUUUGUUGCAUCAAGUUCGGGUGCUACGAGUCUCUGCUCCUGUCUUCCCAACUGACCUGGUUCUCGUCUCUUCACACCUGAAGAGGGUAGAGCUUUGUCAUAUGCAGUUUGAAGACUCUCUGGAUUUUUCGAGCUGCCAGGUGUUAGAUGUGUUAGAGAUGACAGAUUGUAACAUCUAUGCGCCUAUCAUUUGCCAGUCAUUACGACACCUUAACAUGAAAGGCGGAUGUUUUGACAAUGAAGUCCGCUAUCAUAUUUCUGCCCCAAAUCUCGUUAGCUUGAAACUAGCUCCAGAGUCGGGCCUGACUCCAUUGCUUGAUAGCAUGCCAUCACUGGUAACAGCAUCUGUUGAAUCUUCCGAAGAGGAGUUUCAUCACUGUUUUGCUUUGCUAUCAUGUGAUGAUGGAUGCACUAGGGAAGAAACAUUUUCUGUGGUUUUGGAAGGCUUGUCUGCUGCUACAAACUUAGAGUUGACAAGUGAUGAUCUGUUAUCUGUUUUCAGAAUGGAUUUGAAAUGGUCCCCUGUGUUUAGCAAAGUAAAAAUGUUGUUGCUGAAUAAUUGGUGUGUGGCUGGUGAUUUCACUGGAUUGGUUUACUUUCUCCAGCACUCACCAAUUCUAGAGACACUCACGCUACAACUUAAUAUUCCAACUCCUAAGAAACAACGUGUGAAUGGAACAGAUGAAAGAUAUGCCCCAAAGAAGCAAUCAUUACCAUCGAAGCAUCUCAAGAUAGUCAAAAUCAUAUGUGGCCUGAUGAAGGACGAUGCUAGAGUUUACCGUGCUUUGAAGAUGCUCUGUGCCCAUGGAGUGCCUUUUGAGAAAAUUGACAUCCAAUAGAACCCUCUUCGGUUGUUCGACUGCUUCUAUAUCGAGCUGGGGGGGUGGAGGCUUACUUACAGCUGUGCUGGUCUACUUUCUCUACGUCCCCGAAUCACAUCAUGAAGUUGCUGUGUUUUGCCUACCGGACCAGGAUCUCGUCCUAUAUUCGUCUGACAGAACUCGUAUGUAAACUGGUGUAUGUCUUGCUUGGAUGCAGCUGGAGCAAGUCGUUGCAGUUUCAUCGUAGUUCUGCUAGUUUAGUUUUGCUCGUUUCCUGAACUUUCCCCUCGCAAGGCCUGUAUUUUGCCAAGAUGCUUCAUCUAGCUUUAUUCCAGGAUCGCCCUAGGUUGUUUCCAGAUGUGUUAUACUAUAAAUUCCGUCUCCUGUUACCAGAAAAUUGUUUUCCAGAUGUAUAUGUCUGGCAUUUGCUGCACC
Triticum aestivum (bread wheat) is the source of this 2033-nucleotide messenger RNA. Its product is annotated as putative FBD-associated F-box protein At5g56820. The transcript has 6 exons. Lineage: Eukaryota; Viridiplantae; Streptophyta; Magnoliopsida; Poales; Poaceae. The record is from RefSeq and is a predicted model, not a curated record. Gene Ontology annotation, molecular function: protein binding. The coding region runs from base 402 to 1616 and encodes 404 amino acids.